Molecule: messenger RNA, 2834 nt
Organism: Pelobates fuscus (common spadefoot toad)
Lineage: Eukaryota; Metazoa; Chordata; Amphibia; Anura; Pelobatidae
Gene: ZHX1
Product: zinc fingers and homeoboxes 1
Exons: 1
Coding region: 182-2830 (882 amino acids)
Biological process (GO): regulation of transcription by RNA polymerase II
Cellular component (GO): nucleus
Molecular function (GO): DNA binding; DNA-binding transcription factor activity, RNA polymerase II-specific
Source: RefSeq, a predicted model, not a curated record
GGAGCCAUCAUGAAUCUUUUUUCUAUAUAUCACUGCACUACAACGUCCGUUUAAAUGUUCAGACAAUUAAGACCGAAGAACAAACCAGAGAAGAAGAAAACAUUCACCUUGAUUGCAGCUCAACUAAUUAUUUUUUUAAAAACUUUUAUAAAAUAUAUUCUAAAGACUGGUUUGUGGCAAUAUGGCAAGUAAACGAAAAUCAACAACUCCUUGUAUGGUGCUUGCUAGCGAGCAUGACUCUGACCUGGAAAUAAAUUCUGACACAGAAGAAGAGCCACAACCUCUUUUACCAGCAGAAAACCCAGCACCUAAAACGGAGAGCACAUCAAGCGAAGACGAUGCACUUGAAAACAAUGUUUCAGACAAUCAGCAGAGUAAAAUUGUUGAAGGUGGCUAUGAAUGUAAAUAUUGUUCUUUUCAGACACCAGACUUAAAUAAUUUCACUUUCCAUGUAGACUCAGCGCAUCCCAACAUUGUACUAAAUUCUUCCUAUUUUUGUGUGGAGUGUAACUUUCUCACUAAAAGGUAUGAUUCCCUUUCUGAGCACAAUAUGAAGUACCAUCCUGGAGAGGAGAACUUCAAGUUGACGAUGGUAAAGCGCAACAACCAGACCAUCUUUGAACAAACGGUUAACGAUCUGACUUUUGACGGGAGCUUUGUCCAAGAAGAGCAUCAAGAGCAUUCGCAGGAGUCCAACUCUCCAGGGAUUUCCAUUAGCAAGACACCCAUAAUGAAAAUCAUGAAGGACAAAUCUGAGAAAAAGCGGAUAACUGUUUCACAAAAUGCAUCGGAUGAUGGUAUUGAGGAAAACUGCACAAAAACUGAAAGUGACCCAAAGAUAAAACCGCAAGAAGAAAAAGAAACCCCGGCAGUCCCAGUUAUUUCUGAACCUGUUAAGACAAAUAAUACAAUUAUAACAAGUACCCAAGCACUUCCUAGUACUGUUGUGACACCGGCUACAGUUUUUCAAUCUGGACUUGCUCAAGUGUUUACAACUGUUCAGGCGCAGCAAAACUGUAACAUACUGUCCAAAGUCUUAAUCCCCAUAAACAGCAUUCCAACCUACAAUGCCGCCUUAGACAGCAAUCCACUUCUGCUCAACAAUUACAACAAAUUUCCUUACCCAACUGUUUCAGAGAUAUCCAUUCUUGCAGCUCAAACCAAAUGCACAGAAGAGCAAAUAAAAAUUUGGUUCUCUGCUCAACGCCUCAAGCAUGGUGUUAGCUGGACACCAGAAGAAGUAGAAGAUGCAAGAAGAAAACAGUUUAAUGGAACAGUUCACACUGUUCCACAAACAAUCACUGUCAUACCGGCUCACAUUUCUUCAGCUGCCAAUGGUUUGUCUUCAAUUUUACAGACAUGCCAAAUAGUUGGUCAGCCGAGUUUGGUCCUCACGCAAGUUGCAGGGACAAAUGCACUAUCUCCAAUAGCGUUGACUGUUGCGGGUGUUCCUAAUAACGCACAACUGCAGAAGACCCAGCUUCAGGCCACCCAACCUGUUGCAGAAACAAAGAAGGUAGCUGCUGUGCCAGCUCCUCAGAUUCUGAAGCAGGAGCCAUCUGUAAUAGGUGAUGUUUUUGGAAUGCGUUCAAAAAAAACGAAGGAGCAGCUGACUGCAUUGAAAAUUAGCUACUUGAGAAACCAGUUUCCACACAGUAAUGAAAUUGAUAGACUUAUUAAACUGACUGGGUUGACUAAAGGGGAAAUAAAAAAAUGGUUUAGUGAUACACGGUAUAACCAAAGGAAUGCAAAGGGUAGUCAUGGUAUCCACUUUACCAGUGAUCCUAGCAGCACUAUUAUAAUUGACUCUAGCGAUGAGACCACUGAAUCUCCUACUACGUUGACACCACCACAAAGUAGGCAGACUUGGAAUCCUUUUCCAGACUUUACACCACAGAAAUUCAAGGAAAAGACUGUGGAACAACUGCAUGCUCUAGAGGAAAGUUUCCAGAAAAGCACAGUACCAUCAGAUGAGGAAUUAAACAAAUUAAGGGUCCUUACCAAACUCACAAGAAGAGAAAUUGAUGCUUGGUUUACAGAGAGGAGGAGAUCUAAAGGUGUGAAAGACGAAUCCCAAGAACUUGACGAGAGUAAAGAAGGCAUCAUCAUAAAGGAGGAGGUGGAUGAAAACUCCCCAGAAAGUGGAACUCUAGUUAAUAGGUCUAAUUUUUCUACAAGAUUCGGAAAGAAGACACCAGAGCAGUUACAUAUACUCAAAAAUGCAUUUGUACGCUCACAAUGGCCAACCGCAGCAGAAUAUGACAAACUAGCAGAGGAGUCUGGCCUUGCAAGAUCUGAUAUUGUGGGGUGGUUUGGGGAUACUAGAUAUGGUUAUAAACAUAAUCAUUUGAAAUGGUUCUUUCAAUAUAAAGAAGGUAUCUGUAAUUCAAAUACCGGUACUCUAAAUGGUCAAAAUGUAUCUCGAAGAAGGGGCAGAGGGAGGCCAAGAGGCAGGGGACGAGGGAGACCUCGAGGUCGACCAAAAGGACCAAGAAGAUCAAAUACCUGGGAGAGGUCACCAGUGGCAGUAAAAUAUAAAACUGGGAAAGCACUGCUGAAAGACUACUAUUUAACACACAAGUUUUUAAAUGAGGAGGACCUCGAUGAGUUGGUUGCCAAAUCUCAGAUGGGCUAUGAGCAGGUGAGGGAAUUUUUUGCUGAACGACUUCAAAGGGAGGAUGCUGGUCUGGAUCCAUUUGAAGAGGAAGAGGUAGACGAAGAUAAUAUACUAGAUGAGCCUGACGAAGAGGAGAUCGAAGAAACUGAUGACAGUGAUACCUGGGAGCCCCCAAAACAUGUUAAAAGGAAACUUUCAAAAAUAGAUGAUUGAAAAU